Molecule: messenger RNA, 2270 nt
Organism: Vitis riparia (riverbank grape)
Lineage: Eukaryota; Viridiplantae; Streptophyta; Magnoliopsida; Vitales; Vitaceae
Product: protein PNS1
Exons: 5
Coding region: 171-1793 (540 amino acids)
Biological process (GO): transmembrane transport
Cellular component (GO): membrane
Molecular function (GO): transmembrane transporter activity
Source: RefSeq, a predicted model, not a curated record
GAAAUGAGAAGAACCGGUGCGUCAUAGACGUAUAUGUCCGAGACGUUGAGGUCAAAUCUAAGGGGCCAAGUGAAACAACAAACCAGUAACGUCACCACUAACUCAGCUUCAAAUCCAACGUUACCGCAGCCGCCGCCGUCGUCUCUGGCCAUCGGAUAACCUCCUCUGCUAUGGGUGCUUUAGAGCCUGUGGAGGAGAGAGAAAACUCGGAAAAGGAUGGUGAAGAGAGAGCUGAAGAAGAGAAGGAGAAGAGAGAAGAUGAGGAGCAUAAAGAUUUGGAGAAAGGUGACGAGGGGUUUGAAGAGCAAGUGGGAAGAGGCACUCCACAGCCACAGGGGGAUUUUCAUGUAUCCAUGUUGCAGAGAUUGAACCCCUCAAACCCCUUGAGGGUUGCCAUCCCUGGUGUCACCAGGGCAACCACUCCAUCUCCUGCUCAGCCUCGCUCCACCUCCACUCCAACCCCACAACAAACAAUCACAACUCUGAAUUCAACGGCUUACACCAACAGAAUAUCCCUAUUUCUAUUCCUGCUCCACGCGGUUCUUGCUGUUGGCCUUGUUUGUUUCCUUAUAUUCAAGGGAAUUCAAGGGCUAUUAGAACCAGGUCAGGUUCAAAGGAAAGAGAGGAAGCUGUUAAAGUAUUUUUUGCCUCAAGUAGAAGCUGCUUCUCUUCUUAGCAUUACUCUCGCAUUUGCAUGGCAAAAGGCAGUGAGAACAUGGCCCAAAUUCAUGAUUCAUUUCAUUCUGUGGAGCACAUUUUUGAUGUCCUUGUCCGCUGGAAUUCUCCUGAUUUGUUUUCAAAUGCCCUCCACAGAUGGGGUUGGUGUUUGUUUUAUACUAUUUGCAAUAGGCAAUGGGUUGUAUGCUUGUUGGGUCACACACAGAAUCAAGUUUUGCAGCAAGAUUUUUAUCAAAUCGCUCGAACCCGCAUCGAAAUUCCCUGAUCUGAAUCAGCCCACUUACUGGAUGCUUGGGAUCGGGUUCAUGUGGAUGUCACUAUGGAUUUUAGCUGUAAUGGGAGCCUCGAAUUUUUACUUCCCUCCAUUGAUCAUAAUUGUAUUAGUACUGAGCUUGGCUUGGACUGCAGAAGUGAUGAGGAAUGUUGCCAAUUUAACAGUUAGUAGGGUAAUUGCUUUGUAUUAUCUCAGAGGAAUGCAAUGUAAUACAAAGUUUUGCUUCCAAAGAGCCCUGUCUCGGAAUCUUGGCAGCGCUUGUCUGGGGUCAACCUUUGUGCCUGCAAUUGAAGCUUUGAGAAUUGUCGCCAGGGGACUCAAUUUGCUUGAGGGAGAAGAUGAGUUCAUGUUCUCUUGCGCCCAUUGCUGUCUCCAUAUCAUGGAGUCCAUCUUCAGAUAUGGCAAUGGCUGGGCCUAUGUACAGAUAGCUGCAUAUGGGAAAGGUUUUGUGAAGGCAUCACAAGACACUUGGGAGCUCUUUGAAAAGAGAGGAAAGGAAAUGGAAGCCAUCGUUGAUUCUGACAUAACCAGUGCCAUAUGUUUCCUCGCUGGCGUCUGCAGCGGCUCAAUGUGUACCAUUGUUGUGGCUGCUUGGACUUUCUCUGUGUAUGAAGGCUUCACCGCCACCCUCUCCCUCCUUGCAUUUUUCAUAGGAUAUCUCAUGGCGAGGAUUGCCAUGGCACUACCACAUGCCUGUGUGAGCUGCUACUAUGUGUGCUAUGCAGAAAACCCUGACAACCGGCUGUUUGAUAAAACAUUACCCGAUCGUCUGGACUUGAUAAAAUCUGGUCGCGAUGUGGUUGUGCCUACGCCUAGAGUCCCACGGCACCUCCCAGCAUAGCUAGUAAGCGAAAGGCUCUAAUUUUGUAAGUGUACAAAUCUUGUAAUUCGGUAUUGUUUGGCCAUACUAUAACACUUAGGUUGCCCUCAACCAGGACCCCAGGGCUCAACCCGGGCCCUGCCCUUGGUGGUGGUAGUGAUGAUAAUGAUUUGGACCAUGAAAGUUAAGAUCAAAGUGGGGAUAAUUUUUCAGACUGGGAGGAAUGAGUGAAACCCCAGUGAGAUUCCAACCAAGCAAAGCUGCAAAGACCAAAGACAAAGUGUCUUUAGGUCUUGUCCUUUGUAUUAUAUCCCUUGCUCUACCUUUUGGGAUAUCCUGUCCUGACUCCUAAUAACUCCCACCAUUAAUUUGAUCAUUUCUUUUUAGUAUCAGUCAUGAAUAAACCUAAACCCAUCAUUACUUUACAUAACACUAUAAGAGUGAUCUUCUUGUAAAAAUACCCAUGAUUUCUGAUUGAAUUUUUUCUUCUAUAUCUCA